UCGACACUUUGAGGAGCUGCAGGAGUUUUUUUCUGCGGCUCUGAGGAGAUUCAUCUAAGGAUUCACUCACAACAUGAAGAGCAGCUGGAUUUCUUUGUACGGCGUUCUGGCCGCGGUCUGCGCCGUCCAGGCGACCUACACAUACUACUCAAUAGCGCGCUGCGACUGUAAUGGGAGGUCUCGGUACUGCCUUCGGGACAGCUUGGGCCUGCACUGUGUGGACUGUCAGGGAAACACUGAGGGACGCCACUGCGAGCGCUGCAAGGAUGGAUUCUACAUGGUGGGGGCGGCGGCGCUGAGCUGCACACCCUGCCGCUGCAACCUCACAGGUUCUGUCAGUGCGUCAUGUGACAGCAGGGGGCGCUGCAGCUGUAAAGAAGGUGUCACGGGGGACAAAUGUAACCGCUGCCGAAACGGACCGAUCGGACCGAACGGCUGCACACAAAGUCGUCAGCUCAGAGAGGAUUCUGGGAGUCAGACCUGUUUCUGUUACGGCCACAGCAGCCAGUGUUCUCCACAACCCGGAUACUCCGUCCACAACAUCACCUCCACCUUCACCAACGGUCCGGACGGUUGGAAGGCGGCGACGGCGCAGGGCGUCACCCCCGGAAACGUUCACUUCCGCUGGUCACCGACACACCAGGACCUGGAGGUGAUCUCCAAAAACUCUCUGCCGGUUUACCUGUAUGCCCCAGGUCCUUACCUGGGGAAUCAGUUGCUGAGUUACGGUCAGAACCUCUCCUUCUCGUUGCGUCUUGACCGUGGCGUCCGACAUCCGUCCACCAACGAUGUGAUUCUGGAAGGUGGCGGCCAACGAGUGUCUGCCUCGCUGGGUGACCUGCGAUCCAUCGUCCCCUGUGGGCAGAAGAUCAACUACAGUUUCAGACUGGACGAGCAGCCCAGCAGCAGGUGGAAGCCUCAGCUCUCCUCCACCCAGUUCCAGACGCUCCUCCAGAACCUCACCGCCAUCAAGAUCCGGGCAACAUUUGGUGAAGAUGGUCGUGGUUACCUCGACAACGUGCGGCUGGUGUCGGCUCGGCGUGGCCAUGGUGUCCCAGCCCGCUGGAUUCAGACCUGCAGCUGCCCGCCGGGUUACGAGGGCGACUUCUGCGAGCGAUGCUCGGCUGGUUUCAGACGCAGGACCCCCGUAGACGGAGCCUUCAGCCCCUGCGAGCCAUGCAGCUGCAGAGGAGGCAGCUGCGACCCGCAGACCGGAGACUGUUACUCUGCUGACGAGACACCCGGAGAGCUCAGCUGCUCCGAGGGGUUUUACCGCGACCCCUGGCAGCCUGGCUGUGUGAAAUGUCCCUGUCCGGACGGAGUGUCCUGCUCGCUGCCUGCUGGCGCACUGGCGCCCCGAUGUGACCGCUGUCCAACCGGAUUCACAGGCCCUCGCUGUGAUGUCUGUCAGGAGGGAUUUUAUGGCGGCUCUUCGAGAGGCGACGGGGUGGUGCAGCCCUGCAGGCCCUGCCAGUGUAACGGCCACAUUGACGUCAGCGUGGCGGGAAGCUGCGACCGCAGCAGUGGUGAAUGUCUGAAGUGUCUGAACAACACGGAGGGAUGGAACUGCGAGAACUGUCAGCCAGGUUUCUACCACGGCCAAGUCACCGACGCCUGCAAACCGUGUGACUGCGACCUGAAGGGCUCCGUGUCCCAACAGUGUGAUGAUUCGGGUCAGUGUCGCUGCAGACCGAACUUCGAGGGUCUGAAGUGCCAAAGGUCCAACUGUCCUGCCUGCUUCAGCCCCAUCAAGAAAAAGAUGGAGGCUUACACUUCCAAACUGAAGGAGCUUGAGACUCUGUUCUCCAACAUGGACGGAGGUUUGAAACCAGCCAACAGUGCUGCGAUGAACGCCGCUCUGAGAGCCACAGAGGAGCUGGUGGACGACCUGCAGCACGACGCCGAGCUGCUCGCAGGAUUGGAGAAGAACCUGCAGGGCCGCCUGGCAUCCAUCAGCAAGAGUCAGCUGGCCGAGGGACAGGACAUCCAGAACAUCGCAGACGCAGCGGACGACAUUAAAAAGGAGCAGCAGAUGUACAAGACGAAGGUGCAGGCGGUCAAGAGUUUGAUGGAGGAGAUGAAAAGCAAACUGGACCAAGCCAAGCAGGACCUCAGAUCAGCUGAGAUUCCUCUUGGAGACGCUCCGCUGGGGUCAAACAUCUUCUCCUCUCUUGUGCAGGCAGCGAACAGUCUGGCUGAUAAACACCAGACGACAGCAGACGCUGUGGAGCGAAGCGCCAACGAAGCUCUGAGCAAUUCAGAGAAGAGUCUGGAUCAGGUCCGAAAUCUCAUGAACAAAGAGAACAAAGUCAAAGAGCUGAUCGGAGAUCUGAAAACAAUGUAUGAUAAGACUUCAGCCCAGGUGAAGGGUUUGGAGAACCAGGCCAUCCGUCUGAGCGGCGAGGCCAAAGAUGAGAGCAAAAUGGCAGACGGCAUGCUGAAAGGCAUCGCCAGCAUGGAGCAAAACCUACCAUCAGCCCUGCAGGGACAGGUGGACGCCAUGGUUGCCAGGUUGGAUGAUGUGAAGCAGACAGUGGACGGGGACAUCUCAGGCAUCGAGGCGCUGCAGAAUGGCUUUCUACGAGACAAGGCCGCCACUGAGGACCUGCUGACCAAGGGCAAGGCCUCCCAGCAGGUGUUCGACAAGCUGCUGGACAGAGUCAACGUCGCCAAGGCCGUCACUGACGCCGCUCUGCAAACAAUCAACACCAACACCAAAGAGCUAGAUGACGCCCUGAACGCCCUGAGAGGGUUCGACCAGCAGAUUGACAGCAGCAAAGCUCUGGCCGAUGAGGCCAUCAACCGUCUCCCCAGCAUAAGCGGCACCAUCCAGCAGGCUGUCAGCAACAAUGCUAAGACACAGUCUGUCCUGGAAGACGUGUCUGGAGAUUACAGCGACGCACUGGGAAACGUUGACCAGUUGGAGAACCUGCUCCGUGGUCUGGAGGGGUCAUUUGGAGCUUUGCCGCCUCAUACUGGUCUGCUAAAUGAAGCCACCAAACUGAACAAGGACGUGCAGGAUCUGAAGACGAAGGCAGUGGAAGCAGCUGGAGAUGUGUCCUCAGAGCUGGACGCUGGCAGGAGGCUGGAGACUGACGCCCAGGAGGCUGCUGCCGGAGCGGCUGCUGCUUUCAGGAAUGCCAGAGAGACCAGAGACGCUGUGGGGAAGACACUGCGAGACAUCAACUCUAUGCUGGCUAACAUGAACAAGCCAGGGACUGUGGAUGAAAACCAGCUGAAGCAGCUGGAGGACUCUCUGGCCGGUGCUCAAAGAGAAGUGGAGGGGAAUCUGCGGCCUCGUCUCACUGACAUGGAGAGGCAGGAGGCCGCCCAGCGACGACGACUCAACGGCAUCAACCUGGACAUCGACACAAUCCUGCGAGACAUCACUAACCUGGAAGACAUCCUGAAGGCCGUCCCUGAGGGCUGCUUCAACAGUCCCCCCAUCGAGGAGGCCUGAGGACAUGAUCCACAACACACACCUGUCGACGGGAACCCACCUGCUCUCAUCAAACAAAUCAUUUUGAUUUGCUGGUGCCGAUUAAUCAUCACAAUAAUAUAUCAUUAUAAGAAAAAUAUCAUAAAUGUAUACUUUAAAAACUUUAUAUUUUUUACAGCAUCUCUUGAUAACAAAGUAUUAAUACGAAGAUGAGUCGCUUCAGUCUCUUUAAAACACAGUUUCACUUUACUGUGUGAAAAUACUCCUUAAAUGUAACACUAUCCUACAUUGUUUAGCCUCCAUGUCAGACUCCAGCCUGCUUCUGCAAACUGGGGCCGUGGCGACUGACAUCUACUGUUUGUAAUACACUGACCAUAGAUAAGUACCCCAUUCAACUCCACUUCAAAAAUCCAAACUGUCCCUUUAAGAACAAAUUUUGGAUUUGUAAAUAAAUGUGAAUCUUUCUUUUUCUCCAAAGGAUGAACCAGAUGACACGUUUGUGAUAUAUGUUUGUAUCUCGAAGGGUCAGAAGGUGAAUCUGAGGGGUCAAAAGAUGAUUGACAGCAGUGGAGUGACAGCAGUCACAUGACCAACAAGUCACUGUCAUGCUGCGUUCAGCUCAUGUGGGAGUCACCGUAAAAAUCAUGACUCGUAAAUCAGGUUCAUGUCCAACUGCUGAAAGCCGAAAAACCCAAACAAAUAUGAACCUGAACGCAGCAUGACGGCUCACUGAUGCUUUUUUAAAAUUACAGUAAACAACAGAAAGAAAAACCAGAUUUGAUGUUUUCAGGAGUCGACUCUGCUGCAGAUCAUCAAACAUAUUAACAUCAGAAAAACUGAAACUUUACUGAAUGUUUUUAACCUGCUGUUUUGCAUUAUUGCACACAACAACUACUGAUAACCUUCUUUUUAUUAAACAUCAUAAAUAAUGUUGAGUAUAAAAUAUUUAGAACCUAUAUCUACCUUUAGUUUCUGAUGGACACUGUGUAUAUUUUUUUAUUUUUUAUUGUUUGUGAUAUUUGUGAGUGUGUGAAUGUAUUUAUAAGUGUACAUACAUGACAUCAGGUUUUUAAAUUCAGUGUUUUUAUUUGUUCUGUCGUCAUUAAAGUGUCUCAGCAGCAGCAGAAAUGUUUCUAUGUUCUGUCACUGCUUUAAAUAAAACCUGCUGCACGUUCU
This is a messenger RNA of Epinephelus moara (kelp grouper), 4615 nucleotides long. It is a transcript of the gene lamc2, whose product is annotated as laminin, gamma 2. NCBI's taxonomy places the organism in Eukaryota, Metazoa, Chordata, Actinopteri, Perciformes, Serranidae. Gene Ontology annotation, molecular function: extracellular matrix structural constituent. The record is from RefSeq and is a predicted model, not a curated record. Bases 74 to 3460 code for a protein of 1128 amino acids. The transcript has 21 exons.